This is a messenger RNA of Hemibagrus wyckioides, 2048 nucleotides long. RefSeq names its product GP1 homolog, RAB6A GEF complex partner 1 (gene rgp1). The record is from RefSeq and is a predicted model, not a curated record. Gene Ontology annotation, biological process: retrograde transport, endosome to Golgi. The transcript has 9 exons. Bases 147 to 1307 code for a protein of 386 amino acids. Gene Ontology annotation, cellular component: Ric1-Rgp1 guanyl-nucleotide exchange factor complex; Golgi membrane. NCBI's taxonomy places the organism in Eukaryota, Metazoa, Chordata, Actinopteri, Siluriformes, Bagridae.
GGGAAACGUCACACUUGGACAUCACAAUUUGUCCAUAAGUUGUUUUGUUUUUGAAGCCUUUCUGCCGGUUACGGUUCAGCCGUGUAGUUUUUGUCAUAUUAAACAUAACAGUCUCGGUUUUUAAUUUAUUUUUUGCUUUUAUAAAGAUGAUUGAGGUGGUGGCCUCCAUGGCUCGUGGGCCUGUGUUCCUGGCUGGAGAAGUGCUGGAGUGUCUCAUCACCUUCACUAAUCCAAUAUCCCAUCUCUCCACUAGUGCAAGCAGUGAGAUGCUUGCAUGGGCUAGUGCUCAGAUCCACUGCCAGUUCCACGCCAGUGAGAGCCGUGUGGCUCUGCCCACUCAGGGCACCAAGCAAGAUGUGCAGGCAGAAAAUGACACUGUGCUCAUCCCCAGCAGAGGAGAGCGAGGCCAGUGCAUGCUGGACACUCCGCCCAAGAUCCUGUUCUGUGACCUGCGGCUAGACCCUGGAGAGAGUAAAACCUACACUUACAGUGAGCUCGUUCCCACGGACGGCCCUCCUAGUUUCCGUGGUCAGGCGGUGAAGUAUGUAUACAAGCUCACGAUUGGUUGUCAGAGGGUCAACUCUCCAAUCAAGCUGUUGCGUGUCCCCUUCAGAGUGCUCGUUCUGCAUGGCAUGCCUGAGCCCCCUUUCCUACAGGAUGAGGAAGUGUCACCCACAAACCCCUUCCUGGAAGAGGAGGAGGGAGGAAGAAGAGACACAAGACCUCUGGAGCGAGCACUAGACAUGCUGAUGAUCACUACCUCACGCCGCUGUCCACAUCUGUUUAAUAUCACUAACAUGCGAGGGAAGGUGGCCAAAUUCUGUAUCUUUAAGACUGUGUACAGACUAGGAGAGGACAUCAUUGGCACAUUUAACUUUUCAGAGGGAGAUAUCCCAUGUCUACAGUACUCAGUGAGUCUGCAGAGCGAGGAGGAGGUCCAUGAGCAGUAUCAGAGGCGACCAGCUCAGGCGGUCAGUGUCACAAGUCAUGGACGGCAUCUGGAGUCCUGCCUCCACACGGCCUCCAGCCAUUUCUCCCUGCCUGUUCCUCUCAACGUUACACCCGGUUUCAGCACUGACAUUGUAAGCCUAAGAUGGCGCCUACACUUUGAAUUCGUCACAGCAAGAGAGCCAGUGGAGCUGCCUACUGUUCUUCAGAACCAAUCAGAAGUCACCGUAUGGACCGGGGCAGAGCAGGUGGAUGUGGACACCUUCAGCUGGGACCUGCCAAUCAAAGUGCUUCCCACCAAUCCGGCACUUGCUUCAUAUGUUUCUCAGUUCACAGGGACAAACAGUAUCAAUAUCUGAAUUGAUCGUGUGUGCGUGUGUGUGCGUGUGUGCGUGUGCGCGCGUGUGUGCGCGCGUGUGUGCGCGCGUGUGCGCACGUGUGUGCGCGCGUGUGUGCGCGCGUGUGCGCGCGCGUGUGUGUGCGCGUGUGUGCGUGUGCGUGUGAUUUUCCUUUAUCUGGAUUUACAGAUCAAAACCAGAAGAAUCAUGUUUCUGGUCUUUUAUUUGUCUUAUCUUGUGUGUGUAUGUGGACCUGAUUUUAACAUUUCAGGCAUUAACAUGGGACCUCUUCCGUAUUUAUUGUGUUUCUGCCUGGUGCGCUAAUGUACACUUUAUUAUGAGCAUUCGUGCAGUUAUCUAAUCAGCCAAUCAGGUGGCAAAAGGACAAUGCAAAUACAGAUCAAGAGCUUCAGGUAAUGUCCACAGUAAUGUGAUCGAACAUAUCUGAAUAUGCCGGAAAAGUUAUAUAAGCGACUAGGUACCAAGAACUGUGGCUUGUUGGCACCAGAUUGAAAACUGCUGAUAUCCUGUAAGUUUCACACACAAGUGUCUUUAGAGUUUACACAGAAUAGUGUACACAUGAUUGGGUGAUGGAUUAACUGCAUGAAUUGGCAGAUGUACAGAUGUUCAAAUUAAAGCUAAGUGUUUAUGAUUUUAUAUGAAUUCCCUACUGCGGACCUGCUCUGUUUUACUGUUUGUGUAUACAUACACAAACCUUUCCUUUCAGUGUGCAUUUCUUUACAAGCUGACAGAUUCUCUGUU